AGCUCUUUCACUCACAAUCGAUGAAGCAGAGAAGCCAAUAGAAGACGAUUUAUGUGCCACGAUACUUGGGCAACCUGUCCUUCAGAGUCUGGAAGAAGAUGCAGGACAUCGUCCAAUACACUCCUGUGAUACUGGAUCCAAACACUGCGAAUAUAUUUCUCCUCGUGUCUGAUGAUCUGACCAGCGUGAGAUGCUGUAAGAAGUCUCAACGGGUUCCUGAUAAUCCAGAGAGAGUUUGUGGCUAUCACUGUGUUCUGGAUUCAGAGGGUUUUAACUCAGGGACACACAGCUGGGACGUGGAGGUUAAAGAGUGUCCAUCUUGGAGUAACUACGGCAUCAAACCACAGCAAGGGGGGGUUCUUAGGAUCUGAUAUCUUAGUAGACAUGAAGAUAUUAUUAAAUUAUUACAGAUAUUAUAUAAUAAAAAUACCUUCUGAUCAACUUUACUGAGUCAACAAAUCAUAGCGCAGAUUAGGUCUUUUCCCUUAUGACAGUUUAGUCUUCUUAUGGCAUGCAAAUAAUGGACAAAGCCGAAAUCCAUUUUGCUCAUGAUGAAAAUAAUCAACGAUUUUCAGUUAGUUUUACUUGUGAGUUGUGUUUAUAUGACAAAUUCUAUGCAAUAAUUUCCAGCAGAGCUAAAGAAUAAUUGCCUUUUGCAUAAUAUUUUUUUGGGUCAAUCUGUAGACUAAUAAUAAGCUGUGUUAGACGUUUGAUCAAUCGGAUUUAAGACUGGGUACGGCUGCUCUGGUCAUACCAUGUGGGGAAGGAUGGUAUUUAGAUGGAUACACGAAACAAUGCAGGGAACAAAAGUGUGGCCAGAUGCAACAGAUGAAGGAUAGGAUUUGGUGUGCUCCCCAGGAACCCCAGCGACCAGAUUGGCUAAGAUUUAGCAUUUGGUGGUGCUUCUUUUUUCUCAAGCAUGUGACACUGAAGCCCUAUUGUGAUUGUUACAACAGUGAAGGAUCAGCAAUCUCCAUGUAGUAAAGACUUGAAGUAUUAUUAUUUUGGAUCUUUAAAUGCAAAAGAAUUGCAGAGAGCGUGCAACAGCAAAUGUGGUAAUUAUUAUCGCUAUUACAACUCAUAAAACAUGGAAAAUGCAGUUACAAACGGACUUUGCUUUUUCAAUUAAAAUGUGGCAGUUGCUGUUCAGCCACAGAGAGUAUGUAAAACUCUGUUCACUUUGACAAAACAUGUUGCAAAUACUCACAGUUCAACCAAAUACAGAAACAUACCGCAAAUAAAGUGUCUUUGCUGAUCAAAAUUGUGUGUGGGCGUGUCUAGAAUAUUUGAAUGCACCUGAAGAAAUGUUGUUGUUUGACCUGUUUUAACACCCAAAGGUGAUCAUAAACUCCACCCUCUUACAACACUUACCAGGAAGAGACUGACUUACUGUUUCACUUCUAUAUCGACAAAAGCAAAUAAGAAUCAAUGAAAAAGGAAGAAAAAUCUUUUUUUGAAGAGAAUCUUUGAGGAGUUCUUUGCAAUUCUUGGGGCUCUUCGUUUUUUGAAACCAUAGUUCUGAAAGUGAAUGUAAAGUUUAGACUGCUGAAGCUUAAAGAGUGAAAAUGGCUUCACUAUCCGAAGAUGAUUUUUCUUGUCCGGUGUGUCAUGAAGUCUACCAAGAUCCAGUCAUUUUAUCAUGUAGUCACAGCGUGUGUAAAGAGUGUCUUCAACGGUUCUGGAGGACUAAGGAGACUCCGGAGUGUCCCGUCUGCAGGAGAAGAUCCUCAAAUCAACACCCUCCUCUUAAUCUUGCGUUAAAAAACUUGUGUGAGUUGUUCCUGAAGGAUAAAAAUGAGAGGCGUUCCUUAGGGUCUGAGGAGAUCUGUAGUUUACACGGUGAGAAACUCAAGCUCUUCUGUCUGGAGGACAAACAGCCGGUGUGUGUUGUGUGUAUUAACUCACAGAAACACGUCAAUCACACUUUCAGACCCAUUAAUGAAGUUGUUCAAUCAUACAAGGAGGAGCUCAACGCAGCGCUGAAGUCCUUAGAAGUGAAACGUAAACAAAAUAAAAAAAUGAAGGAAGAAUUUGAGAAAACAGUUAAACACAUCAAGUCUCAAGCUGAUCACACAGAGAGUCAGAUUAAACAGCAGUUUGAGAAGCUUCAUCAGUUUCUCAGAGAUGAAGAAGAAGCUACGAUCACUGCACUGAGGGAGGAAGAGGAGCAGAAGAAGAAGAUGAUGAAGGAGAAGCUGGAGGAGAUCGACAGACACAUCUCAACUCUUUCAGACACAAUCAAAGACACAGAGGAGAUGAUGAAAGACAAUGACGUCUGCUUUCUGAAGAAGUUUCCGGUCUCGAUGGAAAGAGUCCAGAUCUCAUCACAGCUGGAUCCACAGAUACCUUCUGGAGCUUUGAUUCAUGUGCCACGAUACUUGGGCAACCUGUCCUUCAGAGUCUGGAAGAAGAUGCAGGACAUCAUCCAGAACACUCCUGUGACUCUGGAUCCAAACACGGCUCAUCCUCGUCUCGUCCUGUCUGAAGAUCUGACCAGCGUGAAAAGGAGGGGAUUCAGAGAACCUCUUCCUGAUAAUCCAGAGAGAUUCGACGAGUAUCCGUGUGUCCUGGGCUCAGAGGGUUUUAACUCCGGGACACACAGCUGGGACGUGGAGGUUAAAGGCAGUCAGUACUGGAGUGUAGGAGUAACCAGAGCAUCAAACCUCUAUGACACUGAUAUCUGGAGUGUGCAGUAUUGUGAGGCUCCAUAUGUCCCAGUACUCUCGAGCAUCUCCACUUGCUUUCCUGUUAAACAGGAGCUAGAUCGUGUGAGAGUGUGUCUGGACUACGACGGAGGAACACUGUCGUUCUCUGAUCCUGUAACUAACACACAUCUACACACAUUCACAACCACCUUCACCGACACCGUCUUUCCGUACUUCUUGUGUUGGUCUAACUCGGUCAGAAUCCUACCGCUGAGUCUUUAA
Molecule: messenger RNA, 2927 nt
Organism: Puntigrus tetrazona (Sumatra barb)
Lineage: Eukaryota; Metazoa; Chordata; Actinopteri; Cypriniformes; Cyprinidae
Product: E3 ubiquitin-protein ligase TRIM35-like
Exons: 7
Coding region: 1566-2927 (453 amino acids)
Molecular function (GO): protein binding; zinc ion binding
Source: RefSeq, a predicted model, not a curated record